Molecule: messenger RNA, 995 nt
Organism: Drosophila innubila
Lineage: Eukaryota; Metazoa; Arthropoda; Insecta; Diptera; Drosophilidae
Gene: rdhB
Product: farnesol dehydrogenase
Exons: 5
Coding region: 105-848 (247 amino acids)
Source: RefSeq, a predicted model, not a curated record
GAGAGCGAUAGCGAAGAGGCUACAGAAUCAGUUGCUUGUAGAACGCGAAGCUGUUGGGUUAUCUGGCUGUGGUCUGUCAACUUGUAAUCUAUCAAUCUGUCAGAAUGGAGAGCUUCUAUUGGCGCAAUAAGGUGGCUGUCAUCACGGGUGCUUCAGUGGGAAUUGGAGCAAGCACAGCAGUUACUUUGGCCAAUGCCGGCAUGGUUGUGAUUGGUCUGGCCAGGCGAAUGGAACUCGUCGAGGCUCUCAAUGCCCAAGUCACGGGUGAGGGUAAAAUCUUUGGUCGCCAAUGUGAUCUGAGCGAUGAUGAGCAGCUGAUCAGCAGCUUCAACUGGAUACAAGAGCGUUUCCAUUGCAUCCAUGUGCUUAUCUGCAAUGCUGGCAUCUUGAAGGCUAACUUUCUCAGCGAAUCUUCUACCAAGGACAUCAAGGAACUCUUCGAUUUAAAUGUGAUUGCCACGGCGAGUUGCUUGAGAGAGACCUUAAAGCAUAUGGCUAAGAUCAAGGUUCCUUGCCAUAUUGUGGUAAUUAACAGUGUUCUCGGACAUCGCAUUCCGGAAGUGCCGGUGCCCUUAUUCAGCGUUUAUCCGGCCACGAAGCAUGCAAUUACAGCACUUUGCCAGACGGUCCGCCAGGAAAUACAUUUUCUCAAAUUAAAUAUUAAAUUAACGAGCAUCUGUCCCGGAAUGGUGGACACCGAUUUUUUGAAUGUUUACUCACAGGCUGUGGAUGAAUUGCCCAAACUCCAGGCCGUGGAUGUGGCCAAGGCAGUGCUCUAUGCACUCGACACGCCCGAUGGUGUGCAGGUGGAGGACAUCAUUCUGCAGAAGAUGCGAAAAGUUGAUUAAAGCCUACGAUUUUACAUUGAAUGCAAUUUGCAGCUUAAAAUUAGCAAUCUAUUGCAAACAACAUUUGAGCACCUAUUUCAUAUUUAAUUUAACAACUUGUAUUUAAAAUAAAUAAACAGCACCAUAAAUAAAUUAAGCAUUUAAAAA